CCCCUACUCAAAGAUGGCGUCUCGAAAUGCAAAGGACGGCGUGAAUGAAGCGCGAGCUGUGAAUAAGUUAAAAAACGACAAAAAACAAACGGAUGAAGCCGAUCUCCUGACUGUCCCCGACGGCUGGAAAGAGGAGCCCUUUACCAAAGACGACAACCCGCGCGGUAUGUUGGACGAGAGCAGCUUCGCCACCCUAUUCCCAAAAUACCGAGAGUCCUACCUGAAAGAUUGCUGGCCGCUGGUGGAGAAGGCUUUGGGAGAAACUUAUAUAAAAGCCUCCCUGGACCUGAUUGAGGGCAGCAUGACUGUCUGCACCACAAGGAAAACCUUUGACCCGUACGCCAUCAUCAGAGCCAGGGAUCUCAUCAAGUUGCUUGCCAGGAGCGUUCCAUUUGAACAUGCCGUACGGAUAUUACAAGACGACGUGGCGUGUGACAUCAUCAAAGUAGGGACCCUGGUGAGGAACACAGAGCGAUUUGUGAAGCGAAGACAGCGUCUUAUCGGCCCGAAAGGUUCCACCUUAAAAGCUUUGGAACUGCUGACCAACUGCUACGUGAUGGUUCAGGGCAACACUGUGUCCGCCCUGGGACCCUACAACGGCCUGAAGGAGGUGCGCAAGGUUGUCACGGACACGAUGAAAAACAUCCACCCCAUCUACAACAUCAAGACGCUGAUGAUCAAACGGGAACUGUCCAAAGACCCCGAGCUCCGCUUGCAGAACUGGGAGCGCUUCCUGCCCAAGUUCCGACACAAGAAUCUGGCCAAGCGCAAGGAGCCCAAGAAGAAGAGCGUGAAGAAAGAGUACACUCCCUUCCCGCCACAACAGCCAGACAGCCAGAUUGACAAGGAACUGGCCACGGGUGAAUUCUUCCUGCGAGAAAGCGUUAAAAAGAGGAAGAGGAUGGAAGAGAUAAAGGUGAAGCAAGCCGAGGCGCUGACCAAGAAGCAGGAGCAGAGGAACAAAGCUUUUAUUCCUCCUAAAGAGAAACCCUUACUGAAGAAGACGAAAGCUCCUGUGGAAAGCAAGCUGGACAUUGACGCCAUUAAGGAGAAAGUAAAAAAGGCCAAAACCAAGAAGCUGGGAGCCCCUCCAGUGAACCCAGCGCCUCCCGCCGCCUGCACCACAAACAAAAAGAAAAAAACUAAGAGCAAAAGCUGAGCAUCACACUAAGAACUCUUGUCGUUUGUUUUUUGUGACAUGGUAGUUGUUGGAGACUUGGAGAGAAAGUGAAACGUUCCACACCCAUUCUAUGAGGAAUCUCAAUCUGACUCUGUAAAUUCUCUAUCAUUGUGCAGAUUUGCUCUGGUCAGUAUUUAUAGUUAAGAUCUAUUUCUCUGCUCUGUGAUGUGUUGGACCACUUUUCUGGAAUUAAAAAUAAAGCUUUCGUUUAGAUUUGUAUUGCAUUUCGGUCACGGAAUAAUUCACAGUUCCACUUUAUGACUCUGAAACGAGGCCUUCUCCAGGAUGAGGCUGACAAACUCGUGUUUCUCCAGGCAUCCUCGGCACUCCUCUCCCCACGAGGCUAAAAUAUUCCUCAGCUCCACCACUCGCAUCUUUUUCAAGCCUUCGCUGCUCAAAUCCCUCAGCUCAGGCUCUGGGGGAGGGGGAAAAAAAAGGCUUUAAACCAUAUAACCCCAAAUAGAUGUGAGCAUAUGUUACCAUGUUUGAGCUGACAUAUUUGCGUGUCCCUGCUGCUUAGGCGCUGGCAAAUCUUCUCCACGGGAACGUGGGAAGCCAGAGGCUGAGACACGGAUGCAGUGACGCGGGUCGCUGCGUCACUGCUGGCUCCUAGGUAGUAACACUGGGACACACAUACAGGCCAUUAUCCCCCAAAUGGAAUUCUUCUUUUCGGUAUCAUGGGCUAUAAAAGAGCACGUUUGUGUAAUUUGACUGUGCGUCUGUUCAUAUCGUCCGCUCGAUAUUAGGCGAAAUGUUGGUGUGUCCCAAAUAAAAUCUGACUGCAAAAAAGAAACAUGGCAAAAUGUUGUUUUACAUGUAACUGAAUACAGCAUAGUAUAUGAGAUACUAAUUUUAAAAAAUCAUGUAAAGAAAAAGUUUAACCAAAAUUGAGCAUACAAUUUAUAUUAUGGAGUGUGAUUGAUUUAGUAAAAUAACUAGAUAUACCAUUUUUCUUUAUAUACACUUGUAUAUGUACAUGUAAUUUUUUUGAAUUUGAUUAGUUGAUGUCUUAACAUAUUUGAAUGAUACUAGAAAUAAA
Messenger RNA from Phycodurus eques (leafy seadragon), 2219 nucleotides. RefSeq names its product KRR1 small subunit processome component homolog (gene krr1). The transcript has 10 exons. Gene Ontology annotation, molecular function: RNA binding. NCBI's taxonomy places the organism in Eukaryota, Metazoa, Chordata, Actinopteri, Syngnathiformes, Syngnathidae. Gene Ontology annotation, cellular component: small-subunit processome; nucleolus. The record is from RefSeq and is a predicted model, not a curated record. The coding region runs from base 14 to 1159 and encodes 381 amino acids.